Molecule: messenger RNA, 5398 nt
Organism: Balaenoptera acutorostrata (minke whale)
Lineage: Eukaryota; Metazoa; Chordata; Mammalia; Artiodactyla; Balaenopteridae
Gene: CFAP251
Product: cilia and flagella associated protein 251
Exons: 22
Coding region: 156-3752 (1198 amino acids)
Cellular component (GO): sperm flagellum
Molecular function (GO): protein binding
Source: RefSeq, a predicted model, not a curated record
GACGGGGCUUGGGUGGCGACCGUAACUAGGGAGCCCUUGGAGGAGAAAGCGGCGGCAGCUGGAGGCCGGGAGGUGGACGAGGGGUUCACGCGGCGGGAAGACCCCGGCCUUUGAGGACCAGGGUGGGCGCGCUCUAGACAUCUCCAAAGAGAAGAAUGUCAGAUGCAGAGGAAAACCCACUGGAAGAGACAGAAGAAUAUGGAGAAAUAGAAAUGGAAGAAGGAGAAGAUGAAGAAGAAGAAGAAGAAAAAUAUCCAAAUGAUGAAGGGCUAGAAAAUAUGCAACAGGAAUUAAAAGAAGAUAACACAUUAGCAUGGAGAGGGUCUCAGGAGGAGGGGGAAGAGGAGGGGGAGGAAGGGGAGGAGGAAGAGGAAGAAGGAGAAGGGGAGAAGAGAGUGGGGGAGCAAGAGGAGGAAGAGGAAAGGGAGGGAGAGGAAGAGGGGGAAGAAUUUGGGAAGGAGGAGGAGGCUGUCAGAGAAGAAGUAGAGGAGGAAGUUGCAGGAGCACAGGAAGAAACCACAGUGAAGCCCCAAGAAAUCACCAAGUCCAUGAUCAGUUUGGAGAGACUUACACCAACUGAUUCCCAAUCAGUCUUGUCAGGAACACUCCCAAAAACCUAUAGUGGUAGAGAGUCAAAGCAUUCAUUACAAUCAGAGCUUUUGGAAACACUCGAACUUCCAAGAAGCAUGGUCUCACAAUUAGAGUUUCUUGAUUUGGAUCUAACCACUUCUGCGGAACAACACCUUAGUUCCCCUGAAAAGCAGCCUUCAGGCGAGCUUGCAGAGAGAACCGACCAGAGGCCCCAAGAUGAAUUGGGACAAGAAAGGAGAGACUUGCAACCAGAAAGGGGAGACUUGGAGCCAGAAAAGAGAGAAGGGAGAAAAGAAAAAAGAGUAUUAUACGUAAAUGAGAAAAAAGAAAAAGAAUUCCAGCCCAAAGCAAGGAUCCCUAAGGUGUCACUGGUCUCCACUGCCACCGAGGACAUUUUGUUCCAAAAGGAUGACAGUGCCAACGUGUAUCCCUUGACCAUGACCUGGUCGUUCGGAUGGAACAGUUCCCUUCCUGUUUACUACAUUCAAGACGAAAACCAGAGAGUUCUUCUGUAUGCCAGUGCUCACACUGCGGUCAUCUACAAUGUCUUCAAGAAUAACCAGCACCAUCUUCAGGGCCACCCCAACGUCAUCUCCUGCCUCUGCAUCAGCGAAGACAGGCGCUGGGUCGCCACAGCCGACAAAGGGCCCGACUGCCUGAUAAUCAUAUGGGACUGCUUCUCGGGCAUUCCUGUGCACACGAUAUUCGACAGCUGCCCAGAAGGUGACGGCAUCAGGGCCAUGGCCAUCACCCGUGACGCCAAGUACCUGGCGACCAUCUCAGACGCUGAGAUCCAGAAAGUUUGCAUCUGGAGGUGGACUUUAGCGGUGGAAACACCGGCCUGCACUCUUAACCUUCCCAAAGAGUAUGGUUUUCAGAGCUACCUUACUUUUAAUCCAACAAAUAAUAAAGAAUUGGUGAGCAAUAGUAAAACACAAGCAAUAUAUUAUAUGUGGUAUGAAGAGGGAGAUAUACUUGUUCACAGUGCCCCACUUUUAACAGAAAAAACAUUCAACAAGCUCGUGGGAAAAUUUAGCCAGUCAGUCUUUCAUUUGAAUUUAACCCAAAUACUGUCGGCGACACUGGAAGGGAAGCUGGUUGUCUGGGACAUUUACCGCCCACCGCCAUCUGCCUCCACCUCUUCGGGCUUUCCCCACAUCACACCUUGUAAACUGGUUCAUUUGCAGAAGGAGGGUAUCACUGUGCUUACUACAGUUGACAGCUAUAUUGUCACAGGUGACAUUCGGGGUAACAUCAAGUUCUACGAUCACAGCCUGUCCAUUGUGAACUGGUACAGCCACUUCAAACUGAGCUCCAUAAGAAGCCUGUCCUUCUCAAAGACCCCGGCAACUCCUCCGACCGAAAAUACAAACUAUCCUCCAGACUGCACUUUAAAAGGUGACCUUUUUAUUGUAAGGAAUUUUAUCAUUGGAACGUCGGAUGCGUCAGUGUACCACUUAACAGCAGACGGGACCAAACUUGAGAAGUUAUUUGUAGAGCCCAAGGAUGCCAUUUGUGCCAUCUCCUGCCACCCGUACCAACCCCUCAUUGCCAUCGGGAGUUUCUGUGGGAUGAUCAAAGUGUGGGAUUAUGAACAGAAAAAAUACCUCUUCAGCAGGAUCUUUGAGAAGGGGCUUGGAGUCCAGAGUCUGACCUACAACCCCGAAGGAGCUCUCCUCGGAGCUGGCUUCACAGAAGGGACUGUUUACAUUCUUGAUGCAAUGUCCUUAGAAAGUGAAAUCCCAGAGCCUUUCAAAUAUUCCAGAACCAGUGUGACUCACGUCAGCUUCUCCCAUGACUCCCAGUAUAUGGCGACCGCUGAUGUAAGUUUCACCGUGGCCAUUUACAUGGUGAGAGUCAAAAAUGGACGAAGGGUCUGGGAGUAUUUGGCAAGACUUCGUUCUCAUCGCAAGAGCAUUCGAAGUGUCCUGUUCGGGGUUCAUCUGGACAGCAAUGAGCCGAGACUGCUGAGCCUCGGGAGAGACAGACUCUUGAUCGAGUAUAAUCUACUCAAGAGCUACAAAGACCACCUGGAAGUCCUGGACAUUCACCGAACUGACCAGGGCAACUACCCCACCUGUAUGGUCUGGUACCCGCCACUUACCAAGGAGCUCUUCCUGCUCAUUUGCAACAGUGGCUACAAAGUGAAGCUUUUUAAUUCAACCACAAAAAUGUGCAGAAAGACACUCCUCGGGCCAGUUUACGGAUCUCCCAUUGAGCAGAUACAAAUCCUCCCAGUGAAAACCCCUCUGGAACUUCAGAAACGCUACAUGGUGUUUGUUAACAGGGACAAGGUUGGACUUCAGAUCUUACCAGUUGAUGGCAACCCACAUAAGACAUCUGCUCUUAUAUGCCACCCCAGCGGGGUGGCUGGAAUGGAUGUUUCCUAUGACGGCCGCUACGCCUUCACAGCAGGAGGGCAGGACCGGACGGUGGUGCAGUGGGAAAUCAAUUUAAGUGCCCUGGAGGCAGCAGUUUCUCUUGGGGGCGAAGACCUGACCCCAUUCUAUGGUCUGGUGUCUGGUGGCAGGGAAGGAAAAUUCUACAGGGAGCUGGAAGACUAUUUUUACUAUUCUCAGCUCCGUAGUCAAGGUAUUGAUACAAUGGAGACCAGAAAGGUGUCGGAACACAUCUGCCUGUCGGAGCUUCCUUUUGUCAUGAGAGCAAUUGGCUUUUACCCAUCGGAAGAGAAGAUUGAAGAUAUGUUUAACGAAAUCAGAUUUAGUGAGUAUGUGGACACUCGAAAACUAAUUGACAAAAUCAACCUACCGGAUUUCUUCAGAGUUUACCUUAAUCACAGGCCACCCUUCGGUAACACCAUGAGUGGCAUCCAGCGGAGCUUUGACAUUCUUGGUUUUACCAACUCAAAGGGAAAGAAAGCUAUUCGAAGAGAGGAUUUUCUGAAACUGCUUCAAACCAAAGGUGAGCACAUGACGGAAGAGGAGAUGUCUGACUGCUUCGCUACACUGUUUGGACUGAAUCCUGAGGGCUGGAAAUCCGAGCCCGCAGCCUCUUCUGUCAAAGGUUCAGAAAUUUGCUUUGAAGAAGAACUUCCAGAUGAAAUCACUGCAGAAAUAUUCACGACUCAAAUUCUUGGCCUAACCAUUUCCCAAGAUUCUGGACAAGAUCCUACGGUCAGUGAAGUUGAAAGGAGUGCCUGAAGCACAAAGGACUUUGUGUGUGUGUGUUUUUUCCAAGAGGCACUGCUUUUCCCGCAUUUCCCUACCCCUACUCUAAUCUUCAGAACGUUUAGACAUUAAAAGCAAAUUUCUGUUAAGCCAUGGAAUUCACAAAGUUGGACAUUCCACUGUUUCUGAAAUAGAAAAGUGGGUGGAGGCAAGAAAAACACUGGCAGCUGGAUGGAAAGGGUGGCUGGAGACCCCGGCCGCCAUUCUCAUGCCUAAUCCACGGCAGUGCUGCCUGGAGGGGGUUUGGACAGGACGAGAAGGUGGCGUGGUCCCCGGGGGCAGAGGGGGCCUCAGCCAGCAGCAGGCCUUCCUCGUGGCAAGUGUGGCCUUAUUUCUAUCCCCUCAAGCGGCACCUGGACCCUUAGCCUAAUGCGGCCUGAUAUGGCUCAUCCCAGCCUGCUCUUAGGCUGGGGCGGGGGCGUUGGGUGCCCUGGGCUCCCGAGAGCCCCGGCUUGUGGCUUCUUAUCAGCAAAACCCCUGAGCAGUUGUGUGCGGCCGUUAUGAAGAGCAUCACUGGCCAUGCUUAACGCCGGUGGCACCUGCCAGAGAGAAUGCAGCAGAGCAGCCCCCGAGCCCCGUGUGUACUGCAGCUGGACCAGAACCCGCCGGCCGGCCUCCCCGGGGCAGAGCUCAGCGGACGGGAGCCGCCCCCUCACACCGCGCACGCGCUGCACAGGCCCGUGUGGUUGAUCCGCAGCCUUGGACUCCGCUGGGCUGCAGAACGCGUAGCAGGCGAAAGCGGUUCCCCGGCUCGGGAUGUGGAGGGAACGUGACUAAGGCUUCAGCAGCAUUCUGACCUUGAAGAUAGGGCACCCUCGUCGUAUAAACAGAUGGAAGUUAUGGUCUGAUUUUAAGAGUUUUGUCCUCAGUUAUGAGGUCUCGCUCAGGCAAAUGGGCCGAAGGUUAUUCUCCACACGUGCUUAGUCCGACACACCCGCCCGCCACUACCAGCUCCUUCCCCGGGGAAACCAGCCUUUGAGAUGAUGUUUCUGACCCCCGGAGCAGUGGUCCGUGUGAGGGAAGCAGAGCGGCCGCCGCGCCCUCCUCCAGGCCCAGAGCCCCCUGCGUGGCGGCCGUUUGGAAACCUGGCUCUGUGGGUCCUUGGGACAGCCCGGAGCACGGAACCGAGCCGUAUCCGCGACCCAGGCUGUGUCACCGCAGCCUUGGGACAGCCGGUGCCCGCUCGUCACGCUGUAUACCUCCAGCGCUUUGCAACCUGGUUUACAUUUGGUUCUUUUUGAAAAACACAAAAAGAAAAAAAGCUUUGUGAAUCAACUUUGCAGCUGCUAAGGGUUUAGGAGAGACAGACUACCAAGCCAGUUACAAAGUUCCCGGGGACAUUUUAGGGAACAGAAAACUCUCAAGUGACUUGUUCUCUUCAAAAAAUAACUCAGAAUUGGAUGCUCUCUGGACACCCACCAGGGGCUUCUUUUAUCGGGUCCGGUUCCCUCUUUUUUGGUUCUUGUUGGCGACAUAUAUUGGAGUCAUUGUCUGGAGCAGAACCGGCCCGUGACCAGUUGGACCCGCGGUGGCCGGGCUGGGGAGCGGGAACCGCCCUCAGGCCCGGGCUGAGCCGCUCCCUCUGCGCUGAGUCGGUCCGGGGAGGGGGAGGUCCUGUU